UUUCCUUCUUUUUAUUCCUCCCUUUCUCUAUGCCCUUUUUCUCUGUCCUCUUUUUAAUACCUCAACACUUGUUCUACCCCUGCCCAACGGCAUCACUGACCCCCUCAGAACGGGGUUGUUCACCCCUGACCUGGCCUUUGAGACUAUAGUGAAAAAACAGAUCCACAAACUGAAAGAGCCCAGCCUGAAAUGCGUGGACCUGGUGAUGUCCGAACUCACCACUGUCGUCAGGAAAAGCUCCAAGAAGUUAGGCUCGUACCCCAGACUUCGAGAAGAGACGGAGAGGAUCGUGACUACUUACGUCAGAGAGAGAGAAGGAAAGACAAAGGACCAGGUUCUUUUGCUGAUUGACACUGAGCUGUCAUACAUCAACACAAACCACGAGGACUUCAUUGGAUUUGCAAACGCACAGCAAAGAAAUAUCGUCAGCAAGAAAAGGGCCAUUCCCAACCAGGGUGAAAUCCUGGUGAUCCGCAAAGGCUGGCUAACCCUUAACAUCAGCAUCAUGAAGGGAGGUUCAAAGGAGUACUGGUUCGUCCUGACUGCCGAAUCGCUGUCCUGGUACAAGGACGAGGAGGAAAAAGAGAAGAAAUACAUGCUUCCGCUGGAUAACCUGAAGCUCAGAGAUGUGGAGAAAGGCUUCAUGUCCACUAAGCACAUUUUUGCAAUCUUCAACACUGAGCAAAGGAAUGUGUAUAAGGACUUGCGUCAGAUCGAGCUGGCCUGUGACUCCCAGGAGGACAUGGAUAGUUGGAAAGCCUCUUUUCUCAGAGCAGGCGUUUACCCUGAGAAAGAUCAGGUGGAGUCAGAAGAGGCCGCUCCAGCUGAUAGCUUCUCCAUGGACCCUCAGCUGGAGAGGCAGGUGGAGACCAUCCGGAACCUGGUGGAUUCCUACAUUGGAAUCGUCAACAAAACCAUCAGAGACCUCAUGCCCAAGACUAUCAUGCAUCUCAUGAUCAACAGCGUAAGCACACAACCAUUCAGGCUUUUAAAGGGGACCUAUUAUGCCUUUAUAAAAAGAUGUAAAAUAAGUCUCUUGAGUGUCUAUGUUAAGUUUCAGCUCAAAAUA
Molecule: messenger RNA, 1069 nt
Organism: Danio aesculapii
Lineage: Eukaryota; Metazoa; Chordata; Actinopteri; Cypriniformes; Danionidae
Product: dynamin-2-like
Exons: 9
Cellular component (GO): microtubule; cytoplasm; membrane
Molecular function (GO): GTPase activity; GTP binding; microtubule binding
Source: RefSeq, a predicted model, not a curated record